ACGUUAAUAUGAUAAAAUUUGUCAAAAGACUUGAAAAAAAAACAUUCAUGUUAUAGUAAUUUUGUCAGUAAAGUUCCUACCAUUGGCAAAAAAAAAAUCGAAAGCUUCACAAAUAUUUGUAUCAUAUUCGUAAAUCUGUGUAGCCGAGCUAAAAAAAUCGUAAAACAGUCACCAUAAAAAAAUCACCUUCGCAUUCCUAAACCGUCUAAAAAGUAAUUUGGCAUUAUAAUAUCACUUAGCAACUAUACAAAUCCCAGGCAGCCUGCAUAGGACUAGGGGGCCCUAUGUGCAUUGUAUGUACAUAAUAGAGGGUCCGAGGGGUGAGCCCCACCCUGCCGGUCUGAUCCCCCACGCUACCCCUCCCCCCGUUCCCCUUGUAAGCGUCUCUAUAAAGGGGGCCCCCGCGCCGCUAGCCGCCCAGUUUCAUCUUCGCCGCGGUACCGAACAGUCAUUGGUAAUUCGCUCCGUCCACCAGUAUGAGUCCCCGGGGCUCCACUUGGUUGAGAAUUAUUUAGAAUCAGUGUUUUGAAAACUUAGUUGAAUUCCUGUUUCACUCCAUCAGGAUGCGACCCCGUUCUCGUCGCGUGUUGGCCCAGCGCAAGUUCGCACAGAACGCCUACGUCCCGCCGAGCACGGCACCCGCGCCUCCUGCCAACGGCGACCGUCGAGACAACAAUCCCGAGGAACGCGGCAACAUCAUCGUCAGACACCAAGUGGGGCCCACGGAAUUGGUCGACUUCAUAUCACAUCAAGCAUUAGAAUCACAUCAUCACACAAAUUUACAGCCACGUGUUAUAAUACCCAGGCUAGACGAUCUCAUACUAAAAAGUACAACUAUACGAAUUAAGACUAGAAGAUCAGAGCUUACUAGAAACCGAGAGCUUGCCAGAAGUAGAGAAGUAGAUAGACAUACACACAAUGACAGGACCGGGGAAACUAAUAGGAGAGAAAGAGAAACGACCAACACAGAGACUACAAACAACAACACCGGUAGAAACAAAGAAAGUAACAAAAAUAAAUCUGUUACUUUUAGCAAAGAUAUUAUUAAGAACAAAAAUAAUUCCCGGCCAAGCGACGGCGUUACUACAUAUGUAGUUAGAAAAGAUUUAAAUACCGACAAAGAAGUAAAAAAGAAAGAUGCCAAAACAAGACCGAUUGAUAAGAAUAAGAAAAGUCAUGCGCCUCAAGAGAAGCCGAAACCGGAGAAGCCACUGCUAUCACAGAAGUCCAAGGCGACCAAACCCGUGCAUGUCAUGUCACUACGGUCAAAACGACAAAGCAAACACGAGUUCAAGAAGAAAAAUGCGGUGAGCCGCGUUACUACAAGGCUAGCGGCGGCCAAGCGUCACAUCGCCAGUGUGCUACAGGGCCCGAGCAAAUCCGGAAAGAAGAGCAACGAUGUGGCUAAAUCAUCGAUGCGUACCUACACUCCCCAGCCCUCUUCAGAGUUCUCCCUCGAGGAUAACAGGCCCCUGACUUACUUCGCCAAGAACAGCACUCCGAAGCGGGUGCCAGCCACUUCGCCUGCAACCCGCGUCGCAAUAGUAACUCCCUACAAUGCAGCAGCAGAACCAGAAGCUGGUCCAAGUGGAAUAAGUAAAAAGAAAAAUAAGACACGAUCUUCUAAAACUAAAAGCAACCCAUAUGUAUUAAUACCCAAUAUCACUCCGCGUCCGGUGUCUGAUGCAGUGGCAGGAACUGAAAAGCAACCGGAUACUAAUAGUGCUGCGAAGGCAUUCUACAGCGAACCUAAUAUUUAUCGUUGGAUGAACAGCUCCUUAGACGAUGAACAAAAAUCGAAACCGAGUAAGAGCAAACCUAAACGUUGGUCUUCGGUAGAGUUUUCGUGCCCUGCUCUGCUAUGGCACACCGUCAAGGAGCUUAACAACGCCGAAAAAGCUCAGCUUGAAUCUCGCUGCUUCAAUUGCAAAUCCUGCAGCAGAAUCGCAAAGCUCAUGAGGAUAUCUGCAACUCUGUUAUCUCAUAAGUUUGUUGUAUCUGAUGAUGGAGAUCAAACCCCUGAUCCUAAUAAACAGGACGAUAAUGUAUCAACCGACGGAACUAUUUACAUGGAGAUGCUACCAAAAAUGCCAAGCUCAAUGAUGAAAAUACGAACCCAUAAUGUUCAUGGCAAAAAGUUACUUUCGACUUCUAUGAUACCAAGGUCAGAGGCACGACAGACCACGGAUAUAUCGUUAGAAGAGCAAGAGGUUCUGCUCGAUCGACUAAAUGAAACAUUAACUGCAAGUGCACAGGCUGCUGAAAGUUCCGGCAGAGUGGUUAUGGAAUCAGACUGGGAAACAGACUGUUCGGCGGAUGAUCCUCCUCCAAAACGCAAUUUUAAUACGAAGCGACAGCGCCGCCAAUCAGUGUGCGCUGAACUGGUCACGAAGGAACGGCCGAAAAGACAACAGCGCAAGUCACAGCGCGCUGAACUGAUAUCGCAAGAAAGCCCAAGACGCCAACGCCGUGAAUCGGUGGGUCCUGAAAAGGCCACGGAAGAGCAGCCGAAGAGACAACGGCGACGUUCAGCUUGUGCUGAUAAAGUCACUGAGGAGCAGCCAAAGAGACAACGGCGACGCUCAGCUUGCGCUGAGAAAUCCCUUGAACAGCAACCGAAGAGACCACGCCGGGGCUCGACUUGCGCUGAGAAAGCCCUUGAAGAGCAACCGAAGAGAUCACGCCGGGGCUCGACUUGCGCUGAGAAAGCCCUUGAGGAGCAACCGAAGAGAUCACGCCGGGGCUCGACUUGCGCUGAGAAAGCCCUUGAGGAGCAACAAAAGAGACCACGCCGGGGCUCGACUUGCGCUGAGAAAGCCCUUGAGGAGCAACAGAAGAGACCACGCCGCGGCUCGACUUGCGCUGAGAAAGCCCUUGAGGAGCAACCGAAGAGAUCACGCCGGGGCUCGACUUGCGCUGAGAAAGCCCCUGAGGAGCAACAGAAGAGACCACGCCGGGGCUCGACUUGCGCUGAGAAAGCCCUUGAGGAGCAACCGAAGAGAUUACGCCGCGGCUCGACGUCGUAUACAGAAAAAGCCACCGAUAGGUUGCCGAAAAGACAAAGGCGCGAUUCAGUGUAUCAUGAUGUGGCUAUACAGGACGAAACGACCCUAGAGAAGGACAACUCAAUGAGCAUAAAACAAUCCACGGCUGGUCUGCCGAGAAGACAGCGGCGCUACUCGGUGUACCCUGAUGUGGCUACACGCGACGAAGCGAAUAUUGAGGAGGACAAUUCAAUGAGCGUUAAACAGUCCACGGCUGGUGUGCCGAGAAGAAAGCGGCGCGACUCGGUGUACCCUGAUGUGGCUACACGCGACGGAGCGAAUCUUGAGGAGGACAAUUCAAUGAGCGUUAAAAAGUCCAUGGCUGGUGUGCCAAGAAAGCGGCGCGACUCGGUGUACCCUGAUGUGGCUACACGCGACGAAGCGAAUCUUGAGAAGGACAACUCAAUGAGCGUUAAACAGUCCAUGGCUGGUGUGCCGAGAAAACAGCGGCGCGACUCGGUGUACCCUGAUGAGGCUGCACAAGACGAAGCGAGUCUGGAGGAAGACAACGAGACGAGCGUUAAACAAGCCACGGCAGGUCAGCCGCGAAGGCAGCGGCGCGACUCGGUGUACCCUGAUGAGGCUACACGUGACGAAGCGAGUCUUGAGGAGGACAACUCAAUGAGCGUUAAAGAGUCCACUUCUGGUGUGCCGAGAAAACAGCGGCGCGACUCGGUGUACCCUGAUGAGGCUGCACAAGACGAAGCGAGUCUAGACGAGGAUAAUUCAAUGAGCAUUAAACAGCCCAUGGCUGGUGUGCCGAGAAAACAGCGGCGCGACUCGGUGUACCCUGAUGAGGCUGCACAAGACGAAGCGAGUCUUGAGGAGGACAACUCAAUGAGUGUUAAACAGUCCACGGCUGGUGUGCCGACAAAACAGCGGCGCGACUCGGUGUACCCUGAUGAGGCUGCACAAGACGAAGCGAGUCUGGACGAGGACAAUUCAAUGAGCGUUAAACAGUCCAUGGCUGGUGUGCCGAGAAAACAGCGGCGCGACUCGGUGUACCCUGAUGAGGCUGCACAAGACGAAGCGAGUCUAGACGAGGAUAAUUCAAUGAGCAUUAAACAGUCCAUGGCUGGUGUGCCGAGAAAACAGCGGCGCGACUCGGUGUACCCUGAUGAGGCUGCACAAGACGAAGCGAGUCUUGAGGAGGACAACUCAAUGAGUGUUAAACAGUCCACGGCUGGUGUGCCGACAAAACAGCAGCGCGACUCGGUGUACCCUGAUGAGGCUGCACAAGACGAAGCGAGUCUGGAGGAGGACAACUCGACGAGCGUUAAACAAGCCACGGCAGGUCUGCCGAGAAGGCAGCGGCGCGACUCGGUGUACCCUGAUGAGGCUACUCGUGACGAAGCGAGUCUUGAGGAGGACAACUCAUUGAGCGUUAAACAGUCCACUUCUGGUGUGCCGAGAAAACAGCGGCGCGACUCGGUGUACCCUGAUGAGGCUGCACAAGACGAAGCGAGUCUCGAGGAGGACAACUCGACGAGCGUUAAACAAGCCACGGCAGGUCUGCCGAGAAGGCAGCGGUGCGACUUGGUAUACCCUGAUGAGACUGCACAAGACGAAGCGAGUCUCGAGGAGGACAACUCGACGAGCGUUAAACAAGCCAUGGCUGGUGUGCCGAGAAAACAGCGGCGCGACUCGGUAUACGCUGAUGAGGCUGCACAAGACGAAGCGAGUCUGGAGGAGGACAACUCGACGAGCGUUAAACAAGCCACGGCUGGUCUGCCGAGAAAGCAGCGGUGCGACUCGGUGUACCCUGAUGAGGCUGCACAAGACGAAGCGAGUCUGGACGAGGACAAUUCAAUGAGCGUUAAACUGUCCAUGGCUGGUGUGCCGAGAAAACAGCGGCGCGACUCGGUGUACCCUGAUGAGGCUGCACAAGACGAAGCGAGUCUGGAGGAAGACAACGAGACGAGCGUUAAACAAGCCACGGCAGGUCAGCCGCGAAGGCAGCGGUGCGACUCGGUGUACCCUGAUGAGGCUACACGUGACGAAGCGAGUCUUGAGGAGGACAACUCAAUGAGCGUUAAAGAGUCCACUUCUGGUGUGCCGAGAAAACAGCGGGGCGACUCUGUGUACCCUGAUGAGGCUGCACAAGACGAAGCGAGUCUAGACGAGGAUAAUUCAAUGAGCAUUAAACAGUCCAUGGCUGGUGUGCCUAGAAAACAGCGGCGCGACUCGGUGUACCCUGAUGAGGCUGCACAAGACGAAGCGGGUCUUGAGGAGGACAACUCAAUGAGUGUUAAACAGUCCACGGCUGGUGUGCCGACAAAACAGCGGCGCGACUCGGUGUACCCUGAUGAGGCUGCACAAGACGAAGCGAGUCUGGACGAGGACAAUUCAAUGAGCGUUAAACAGUCCAUGGCUGGUGUGCCGAGAAAACAGCGGCGUGACUCGGUGUACCCUGAUGAGGCUGCACAAGACGAAGCGAGUCUUGAGGAGGACAACUCAAUAAGUGUUAAACAGUCCACGGCUGGUGUGCCGACAAAACAGCGGCGCGACUCGGUGUACCCUGAUGAGGCUGCACAAGACGAAGCGAGUCUGGAGGAGGACAACUCGACGAGCGUUAAACAAGCCACGGCAGGUCUGCCGAGAAGGCAGCGGCGCGACUCGGUGUACCCUGAUGAGGCUACUCGUGACGAAGCGAGUCUUGAGGAGGACAACUCAUUGAGCGUUAAACAAUCCACUUCUGGUGUGCCGAGAAAACAGCGGCGCGACUCGGUGUACCCUGAUGAGGCUGCACAAGACGAAGCGAGUCUAGACGAGGACAACUCGACGAGCGUUAAACAAGCCAUGGCAGGUCUGCCGAGAUGGCAGUGGUGCGACUCGGUGUACCCUGAUGAGGCUGCACAAGACGAAGCGAGUCUGGACGAGGACAAUUCAAUGAAUGUACCCAAACGAGAUGAAUGCAACACCGGGUCCGAGGAAAUGCUCAUGACUGAGCAAUUAGCACAACAAAGCUUUGAGUCAGAAAAUAGCAGUGAGGUUGAAGACGUGAAAGUCAAAAUCGAUGAUCCUGACGAGAUUAGUGUGUCUCCCGAGAGAGUUCAGAUGACAACACAGACUACUCAAAGUGACCAAAACGAAACUCUUCUACGCGAAAAACCAGAAGCGACGAGCGGCGAGGAACACAACCAACAAGUAGAAGCAGAAGUGGGUCAAUCAAUCAAAGAAGAGCAGACUGAGGAUGAAGCUACGAUACGUCGUGAUAUAUACAACCUGUUGCGUAAAAUGCCGCCGCCAAAACUCGCCCGUAUCCCAUUACAUGCUGUAUUCAGGCCGCCAGACGGAUUCAGCCCGGCUCUGGUAUUCGGUCCACCUGAAAUCCCAGAAGAUUCAUUGAGGCCAACAGAGACAAUCAAGCCGGAAGAAACAGAUACGUCACGCGAGCCAGUAGCAACACCCACCUCGUCGCCGUCUAACUUCACUUUAAGGUUUGACGAUACACCUGAUCCUACUUCUUCGGAGGCAGAAGCCCGCUUGAUGGCUGAAGUGGAUGCACAGGCGAAAGCACUGGAGAAAGAGCAGGACGCUAAAGAUAACGGGAGCAAUGACCAAGACAAGGGCCACUCGUCAUCGACCGACCCUCACGCAACCAGCGGAUUCCCCAGUAGUGCUGAUAGUGCACAAAUUGUCGAAGCCCCCGUGUUCCGACCCACAAAAGAAGAAUUCGAUGAUCCUCUGGAAUAUUUCGAAAAAAUACUAUCUAUUGCCUUUAAAUAUGGCAUAUGCAAGGUUAUUCCACCAGAGGGCUGGAAACCCAAAUGUAAGAUCAAUGAGGAGAUUCGUUUUGACGUCAGUAACCAGUAUAUAUCCCGGCUGUACUGUCGCUGGGGCCCAGCGUCAAGAGAGUUGAGCGCUCUCAAGCUAUGCCUGCAGCUACAAAACGUGAACGUCACUCGCCCACCAUUGGUCGACGGAGUUGAAGUGAACCUACCGAAGUUGUACCAUCUCGUCCAAAGGCACGGUGGUCUCGAGAAUGUGAUAAACAAGAAGCGUUGGGGCAAAGUAGCCGAAGAAAUGAAGUUAAACAAGACUGCGGCUAUUGAAAGGAAACUCGAUCACAUUUACGUGAAGUAUCUGCUGCCCUACGCGACGCUUGAUCAUCAGGAAAGGCAAGAGAUAAUGAAGAAGGUAGAAGUGGCUUGGUCUCACAAGAACCAGAAGUUACACGACAGAGCUCUGAACCCGCUGCACCGUCAGAAGCAGUUGCUCGGCGAGUCCGAGUCAUCGGAUGGUGAAACUGAAGACGAGGGCACUGCUGACGCUCUCGCCGACGCCGAGGACUGCGUCGUGUCUGGACAGUGCAUGAACUUCUCCAAGUUUAAGAAGGUCGCUACGAACGCAUAUGAGACCUACAUCGGCCCCGAACGUCCAGGCGCCGAGUCACCGUCCGUCGAGUCAAUUGAAGAUCGCUAUUGGCGCAUAGUAGUCAUGGGCACUGAACAUUUGUGCGUGAACACGGCGGCUAUAGACACGGGCGAAGAGGGACACGGCUUUACCAAGAACAGGAAUGAGGCGUACGGGCGACAUCCGUGGAAUCUUAAAAUGUUCAGCCAAAACCGCAACAACAUGCUGUGGUAUUUAGGCCCUGUGCUGGGCAUGACAGUCCCGACUCUACACUUGGCAAUGGUAUUCUCAACCAGUUGCUGGCAUAAAGACCCGCACGCUUUACCUUGGACAGAGUACAUGCACCGAGGAAAGGAAAGGAUUUGGUACGGAAUACCGGACGAUCAGUCCGAUAACUUCAGAAAAGCAGUAGAAACGCUCGCGCCGACGUCUUGCCAAAACAAAUCGUUGUGGCUACCGACAGACAUAGCGAUGAUCCCGCCUCAGAUACUACGCGAACAUAACGUGUCUCUAGCUCGCACCGUUCAGAACCCCGGCGAGUUCGUCAUAGUCUUCCCCAAGGCCUACUCUUGUUCCAUUAGUACUGGGUACACCGAAUCUGAGAGUGUGUACUUCGCCCCCCGCUCGUGGGUUCAAUACCUCGCUCAAGUCAUUCAGGAGACCCGUGAGAGCUGUGAACCCACGAUGUUCUCUUUAGAAGAACUUCUCAUCUUGAUGUGUCAGGAUCAAAAAACUGACAUUGAAGUGCUCAAAAUUGUCAAACCUACUUUAGAAAAAAUUAUCGACGACGAGCUCUCCUAUCGCAGGCAGCUUGCUGCUAAGGGAUUGAAAUUUACGGACGAGGACCAUGCUACGCCGUCCACUUCCAAGGGUAAAGGUAGACGCCCCGCGACACCGUACAACGUUCGUGAUCAAGACGAGUGUGAAUAUUGCAGAGCCACGAUCUACCUCUCAAAGGUGCGUGGCCUUACCGAGAGGAGGUCUUCUGUGUGCUUAGAGCACGCUCUCCUGCUGCUCAACUCGAGCAAAUACAAGGACGUGAAUUUAGAAGAACUUGAAGUGCUGAUUUACGUGAAGGACAAACAGCUACGUGAAGUCGUCGAAAGUGUCAACAGCCGCGUCCGCGACACGCCGUCGAGUUCGUCUUCGGAGUCAGACAAUGAGUGCAGCUUCCCAUAAAGUGAGUGAAGUCCCCCUUAAUCUUAGCAUGCAGGCCGCACACCAGCCACCCGUCUACAACCGCACCGACGACGACGAGAACGUCAACGUACAGAU
This is a messenger RNA of Trichoplusia ni (cabbage looper), 8675 nucleotides long. RefSeq names its product microtubule-associated protein futsch (gene Jarid2). Gene Ontology annotation, molecular function: histone demethylase activity; DNA binding. Bases 564 to 8579 code for a protein of 2671 amino acids. NCBI's taxonomy places the organism in Eukaryota, Metazoa, Arthropoda, Insecta, Lepidoptera, Noctuidae. Gene Ontology annotation, biological process: chromatin remodeling. The record is from RefSeq and is a predicted model, not a curated record. The transcript has 13 exons. Gene Ontology annotation, cellular component: nucleus.